UAUAAAACAAUAGUCUCUGAAACGUUGUAUCCAUUCAACGAGUUCAAAGUAUUUUGUUGUUUUCAAAGUAAUUUCGUUCGUCGGAUAGUAAAUUGUUGUUCUAAUCACUUGAACUUUUCAUUUCGAUGGCAAAGAAGAACUAUUUGACGCAUUGAAACGCGCAACAAAAUUCUAAAUGACGUCCGAAGUGUCUGUUGUUAGAAUGUUAAAUGAUUUUGAGAUUUAGAGUAAGAAUUGUUAUCGGUAAACGCGAUUAACAACCCAAACAAUUUCAUAAUCUUUGAAACUGGCGCAAUUAAGUUGCAUGAUUUUUGAACAGCUGAUCGGUGAAACAACGUAGAUGCGAUACCUGUUCAAGAAGAGGAAUUUGCGGGAUUUUUUAAAAUUUCGUUUAGACAUCAACCUUUUCUACAAAGUUUUUUUUAUCGUUCAAGAAAUUUGAUUUCAAGAUUUGUCCCAAUCGACUGUCAGAAAAAUUGUGAUAUUUUCUAUAUUCGUGAGAUUUGUACAAUGGAAGAAGGAAGAAAGUUUUGGAAGACGACCGAUGAUUUGUUAUUUUCAAGGAUAUCAUUAAUGAGCUAGGUGUUGGAUUAAAAUCAAACGGCGACGUAAAUGGAUAAUGGAAAUGGUGAAAGAAAAGCCACGAAGACGGAGUGUGAGCGAAUUGCUCGAUUGGAGAUCCAUGAUUGGAUUGAAAGGUGGAGCUGUUAAUUCCGAGAACAAUGAUACCGAUGGCAUUUAUUUUGAUGAUUAUGAUCAAAGUCCGGAAACUAGGCGAAGAAAACGUUCCGGCACUUGGCCGAGAACGAGAAGCUUAAACGCACCAAGUCCGAUACAACAAUUUGGACCAUGCGGGCGUAUAAUGAAAAACUCGGCUAUGGUCAUGACCAUUCAGGACCCAGCCUCGCAAAGGUUGACUUGGUACAAACCACCGCUGAGUGUCCUCGUGAUAAAAAAAGUCCGUGAUUCGUCUGUUCUACCACCGUUUGUGCAGUUGGUAACAUGGCUGAUAGAAGAAAAACGAAUGGUCGUAUUCGUCGAAGCCACUGUACUCGAGGACUCAGCAUUGGCUCGGGAUUUAAGAUUUCAAGGAGUUCGAGACAGAUUACAAACAUUCAGAGAUGGCACCGAUGAUUUGCAGGAUAGAAUAGAUUUUAUAAUAUGUUUGGGAGGCGAUGGCACUUUACUUUACGCCAGUCUUCUCUUUCAACAAUCCGUACCACCAGUUAUGGCAUUUCACCUUGGUUCAUUGGGUUUUCUCACGCCUUUCGAAUUCGACAAUUUUCAGGAACAAGUUACGAACGUUCUCGAAGGUCACGCGGCUUUGACCCUUCGGAGUCGUUUAAGGUGUAUAAUUAUGCGAAAAGGAGAAGAGGGUCAGCCAUCUAAAUCACCAACGAAUUUGUUAGUACUGAACGAAGUGGUCAUAGAUCGAGGACCUUCGCCAUACCUUUCAAACAUCGAUCUUUUUAUCGACGGCAAGCAUGUGACCAGUGUUCAGGGUGAUGGCCUGAUCGUCAGUACACCAACUGGCUCUACGGCCUAUGCAGUAGCUGCAGGAGCUAGCAUGAUCCAUCCUUCGGUACCUGCAAUCAUGAUCACACCGAUCUGUCCUCAUUCCUUAUCAUUCAGGCCAAUUGUUGUACCAGCUGGUGUCGAAUUAAAGAUUUCAGUAUCGCCAGACAGCAGAAACACUUCGUGGGUCUCGUUCGACGGUAGAAAUAGACAAGAGUUGUUUCACGGAGACAGUUUACAAGUGACAACCUCGGUAUAUCCUGUUCCUAGUAUUUGUGCAGCCGAUCAAAUAACGGAUUGGUUUGAUUCUCUCGCCGAGUGCUUACACUGGAACGUUAGGAAAAGGCAAAAACAUUUGGACGAGCUGAGUGACUUGACUCAUUCAUCUAGCAACGAUACCCUUGACUCUUUGGACCGUGACAGCUAGGCGAAGGCAUGUGUUAUAAAUAGACAAUAAUAAUUUAGCACAAUUGGUAAUAUCAAACACAAAUCUAAAUGAUUUGUGCGAGUGCCUCUAAAGUGAUAAGAACAUGGAAUUCAACUCUACGGAUAAUAGACGAUGGGUUUUGUUCUGUAUCAUUAUGAAAAGUUAUUAGAACUAUACCGGUGUCACAACUGAGAAAUCGAUCAUUAAUUUUUCGACUUUUAAAAAGCGAGUAUAUACAUGCUCGCUCAUAGUCAUCGAUUUGUACGAUAAUAUCCAAAUGAACAUCGACAUUUGUGCGAACAUAGUGUCAUAAUACAAUUCGAUGCUUCUGAUGAGUUGUUAAUUAACGCCGCAGAGUCGAAAGGCUAAUUAAUAUUUUAUUAUCAAGGAUCAAACGUUUAAAAUACACGUGCAUUGAAAAUAAAAAAAAAAUAUAGAGAGAUCGUAAGUUUCUGUAUUUCUCUUUUUGUUUCUUUUUUUUUUUCUCUCUUCUUUUUUGUAUCCUAGACUGAUUGUAUAUAUUCCAGAGAUGCGUUUUUGUCUUCGUACGAUAUUAUUAUCAUCAUCGUUUUAUAAAUUACCGACGAUAAACCACGAACCAUUUUAUUCGAACUUUACAUCAUAUCCGAAAUGGUCGAGAUAAACGAAGUGAAAUUACACACAUACACACACAUACAAUGAAGCUAUUAAUGCGCAAGAGAUUUGAAAGAAGAAGAUAUCUGAUAGUUGUUGUACUUGUUUCAAUUACGUUUCAACAUCAACGCCGAUCGUGAGCUCAUAAGAAUAAUCGGUUCGAUUCUAUGAGAGUAAAUCAUCGUAAUUUUGCUAAAUAUAAAACUCUCAUAUAAAUCGAACGAUAAUUAUAAUCGUAUAAUUUCAUUGAUUACUUCUUUGAGAUCAUUAUAUUUUGAUUGAUUACAAUAAAUGGUAAAUCAUUGUUGUAUUAUAAAUGGAAUUAUAUUAGGUGUUAUAUCCAACAGAAACAAAUCUAUAACUAAAGUUGUUCUUUGAAAGUUAAUUCGAUUGAUUAAUCAACGAAUAAUGCUUAAAUUAGUGCCAAUGCUUAUCAAUCGUUGAAGAUUGUUACUGUGAACUAUGUAUCGGAGAUAGAAUCUUAGAUGUAAUCAAUGAAAUCAUUUAAAAUCGUGAAAAGUAUCAUUUUUAAUAUUAAAUGUUAACAAUAUAAUAUUUUUAUUGUCAAAUUAUAUGUAUAUAUAUAUGUCAUUUUUGUAAUAUUUAAUAAUUCAAUUUAGAAAUUAUUUUUUCCCUCUUUGUGUGUGCAUCGAAAUUCGGUAAUCAUUUUUAUUCAGGGUUAUUAUAUCAUUUGUGUAAAAUUCUUCGCGUUUCUUUUAAUCGGAAUGAAUUUGUUCUUCUUUAUUUAUACUCGUUUUAAAUUAAAACAGAAAUAUGUUAUGAAUUCAUGUGCAUGAAAAUUAUAUGUUUUUAAUAUUAAAUGCGAAAUAAUUUUUAAUUCGUACUUUCCUGUUUCUCAUUUAAAAACAACGAAUAUUAUUAUUUUUUAAUUUUUGCAAAAGAAAUAUUAUUUGAAUGAAUGUAACAAAUGAACGAUGGAUUCAUUCGCAAUCAAAGAUUUAUAAUUUAAUCGUCGAAAAUAGAAAAGUAUUAUCAUAAUUUUUAUUACCUGUAAUAAUUCAUCAAAAACAAAAAAAAUUUUUCAUGCGUAAAAUUAUGUUCAAUUAAAAUACUCGAAUAAUAUUUAUUUUUUGUUUUGUCAUUCGAGCUUUCGUUGAUGUCGGUGCAAACGUUUCAUCCACUUCGUCGGAUCUUUUUUAAAUUAUGCUAUACGUACGUGACGUUGAAAGAGUAAAAAAUAAAAUAAUACGUUUGUUCCAUAUGAGAGAGCGAGAGAAAGAGUGAAGAAAGUGAAUGAGAAAUGGUAAAUGAAUUUCGCGUGAUUUUAUGUGUUAACGUUACAACAAAUUUUUUUCCUAUGAAUGUAAGUCUUUUUAAUAAAACCACUUUUUUUGUA
Molecule: messenger RNA, 3932 nt
Organism: Polistes canadensis
Lineage: Eukaryota; Metazoa; Arthropoda; Insecta; Hymenoptera; Vespidae
Product: NAD kinase-like
Exons: 8
Coding region: 620-1942 (440 amino acids)
Biological process (GO): NAD+ metabolic process; NADP+ biosynthetic process
Molecular function (GO): NAD+ kinase activity
Source: RefSeq, a predicted model, not a curated record